AUGUGCAGAACACCUUAUCUUAGCAGAAUAGCAUUCGAAUUUUGCCCACACACAUGCGGACUUUGUGACUUACCUGGUGCUGGUGGUGAAUGUCCAGACAGCAUUGAUGGGUGCGAAAGUUUGAGGGGAUUUUGUCAACUUGACUCGAUUAGAAAUAUUUGCCAGAGAAGCUGUUUUUCAAAGGCUUGUCUUCAAAACAUCACAAUUUCGCAAUCCAGUGGCUGCACUGAUGCACAUGUUGACUGUCCUUCAUAUCGGCACCUUUGCGAUAUCGGUGAUUAUGGAACUGUGAUGAGAACACAAUGUAGGCGAACCUGUGGCCAUUGUUGA
Messenger RNA from Dracunculus medinensis (Guinea worm), 330 nucleotides. The record is from the annotation of a GenBank genome assembly. Lineage: Eukaryota; Metazoa; Nematoda; Chromadorea; Rhabditida; Dracunculidae.